AUGGCAAGUCAUCAGCAACAUCAAUCAUCGGCAUUCCGAUCAUCAGAUAUAGAUCUUGGUUUCGAGAAAUCAUCACUUCUAUUCUUUAUUGGCGGUGGUUGCUUAUUAAUCGUCUUAGUAGCUGGUAUUAUUCUCUGCCGUCUAGAUAUAUCAGCUGGAGACAGACGACGACAAAACCCGAUUCGUUCUCUUGAUACUUAA
Adineta steineri is the source of this 201-nucleotide messenger RNA. NCBI's taxonomy places the organism in Eukaryota, Metazoa, Rotifera, Eurotatoria, Adinetida, Adinetidae. The record is from the annotation of a GenBank genome assembly.